UGGUCCCCUUUUUUUCCCUUGAGAAAAAGCAACAAAGAUUCUGCUGAUUCUGUUGUCUCCCACAUCACAUGUUGGCACAUGUCCAAUCACCUUGCCUAAUGCUUACUGUUGAAGGGUGUACGUGAAUCUUAAAAUCCAUGCAAGUGCCAUCUUGAAAUUCACAAAAAGUCUUAAACAAUAUUUUAGCAUUGAGAUUUCAUGAAUUUAGUUCGAUCUUGACCUGUGUUAGACAAAGGAAUAUGUUAAUUAAGCGUAUCUGUUAACUGCAAUAGAUGGUAUAAAUCAGGUAGUUCAACCGAUAAACUUCAUCAUCUCUUUACUUUUUCCUCACAAGAGAAUAUGCCAUCAGAAAGUUCAAAUGCCAACUCAUAAAGCUCUGGUGACACAUCCUCACAUGAGGUGUGUAUUCAUCAUUUACUUUUUCUUGCUUGAUUUCCAAACAUGUUUCCAAAACAGUGCAGUUAUAGAUUGGUUUGUGUGAUAACAUUUGGCAACAUGCUAUAAGCAGGAAUGCUUUUAUUUCCUUACUUGGAUCAAUCACCAUGGAACCUUGCUCUUGAAGGUAUACAAACCUUUCUCUAAGCCUCUUAGAAUUAAUCUUUAAGGUUCCUUUUUUAAUUUUGAAAAGGUUGACUUGCUGUGCUACUUUUUCCUAAAAGCAGCCAAACAAUCCAUGCAUCAAAAUAUUCUCUUGAAUAACUUUCCCUUUAAGUUGUCAUGCCAUCAAUUGGUCAUCUAAGGUUGAGUCAUCCCCCCAAAGGUGAGAUUCACCUCCUAGUUUUCAUCUCCUUAAAUACUCUUCAGAAUAAGAGGGAACCAUCAACCCAAGUAACAUAUCUUCCUUACAAAUCUACCAGAGCUUCUUUCACCCUGGUUUCUCUGAUACAGCAGAAACUGCUAUCAAACUGCUAUCACCUUGGAGACUGUUAGGCCAAAUCUGGUAACACUAAUCAACAAACAUGCAGACCUCACUUCUUCAUAACCUAGUUGUUGGAACUCCAGCCAUCUCAGCAACUUAUGAUCAAAUUCAAAAGCCGGUUAACAGAUACUUGCCUGGUCCUGCCACUCAAUGCCAACGUUCAACCAAAACAUCAAAACAAAUGAGAUUGAGGACAGAUAUAUCAAAAACUGUUAUGAGAAAGUUAAGCCUAGGGGCUCAUAUUCUUCGAGUGGGGGGAGUGGAAAACGUGUAUAAGCAGUUUUUUAGUGUGAGAGAAGGAGAAAGGCUUUUGAAAGCUUCAGAGUGUUAUCUGUCCACCACUUCUGGUCCUUUAGCAGGUUUUCUUUUCAUAUCCACAGACAAAGUUGCAUUCUGUAGUGAGAGAUCAAUGAAAGUUUUCACUCAAACAGGCCAUAUGUUGAGGAUCCGUUAUAAGGUUGCCAUUCCACUGAAGAAGAUAAAGUGUGUGAAUCAAAGUAAAAAUGUUCAGAAGCCAACCCAGAAGUACAUAGAGAUUGUCACGGAAGACAACUUUGAUUUCUGGUUUAUGGGUGUCUUAAAAUACCAGAAAACCUUCAAAUAUCUUGAGCAGGCCCUUUCACAAGCUUAGUGAGCUGAGUAGCAAAAUCCACUUUUCAAAGUCGAAGAUUCAUGUUAAGAGGACAAACAGACACAAAAGAUGAAAGCUACUAGAAUUUGAAUGCUGUCAUUGAAAAUGUUGUGGUUUGGUAAAAGGGAUUUCAGUUCAUUGUAAAUAAGGAAUGGAUGUGGUUCAUGAGAUGCAGACUUGGAUGCCAACAAAUCUCAUUGUGAAUCCAAGAAUUCAACAUCAUUUGUUGCGGAAGGGACAAACUUUUAGUAGAGUGAAGGAAAAACAGAGAGAAAUUUGAGGCUCAAUUACACAUUGAUUUAUAAGCUUUUAGUCAAAUUUAUGUAUAACUAUUCAGGAGUUUAACGAUUAUGUACAGUGAUUGUAAAAAAUCUUACAUUGUCAAUCAAUGAAUUAAUUCUA
Vigna angularis (adzuki bean) is the source of this 1952-nucleotide messenger RNA. RefSeq names its product GEM-like protein 4. The coding region runs from base 960 to 1550 and encodes 196 amino acids. The transcript has 3 exons. Lineage: Eukaryota; Viridiplantae; Streptophyta; Magnoliopsida; Fabales; Fabaceae. The record is from RefSeq and is a predicted model, not a curated record.